AUGGCUUCCCUCGAGGCCCAGAGCAACACAUUGGCCGCCGGCGUGCUCACAACACAGAACUACUCCUCAUCCCUACAGAAUAUCACAGAAGAGACUCCGGAAAAUGCAGAAUACGCCUCUGACGAUUUGAACGUACUCAUGGACUCAUACAGACCGACCGAUCUGACUGGUGAAAUAACAAUAAGAAACCCGGCGGAUAGUGUUCAUGGAGGAUUCACGACUGUAUACAAGGGAUAUUGGAAUGGCAAAAAGGUUGCUGUCAAAGUGACCAGAUUCCAAAAAAGAAAGUCUAAACCCGCACCAUGGGAGCAUUCGCUCGAAAGGUGGUGCGAGCUGGGGGAUGCGAGUAGUUACCUUGACGCUCAUGGAGACAUACACUUCGAUGAGCGGAUACAACUGUUACUCGACGUAUGCGAAGGGCUCGCGUAUCUCCACAAACUCGGAGUGAUUCAUGGCGGUCUAAAACCGGGAAAUGUUCUCAUCAGUGACCAAAACCGGGCCCUGUUGGCAGAUUUUGACCCCCCCCCUCGUUAUACUGCACCCGAGCUCCUCAUCCCGGAUCAAGAUCCCAAUCUGCGUGCGACUAUGAGUGGGGAUGUGUGGGCUGUGGGAUGUCUAGCUCUCGAGUUUCUAGUUGACUAUCAGCCAUACCAGCCAAUUCACAAAACAAACAAGCUUCAGGAGGCCAUGAACCGUGGACAGCUUCCGGCUGAACUCUCAGAUCUUCAGAAAUUGGACAGCUCGCUGGCAUCGAUGUUAUGGAGCUCUCUAUUCGUACACACCUGGCAGUUGGACCCUGCGAAACGGCCGAGUGUAGCUAGUAUUCAGGCGACCGUCAUAGCUCUAAGAGCAAGACUUCAAGAUCCUGUCAGCGAAGCAAAUGAUCUCGAAAGCUUGAGUGUGCAGCCCUCGAUGUUGCAGCUCUCGAUGUUGCUGCUCUCGAUGUUGCAGCUAUCGAUGUUGCUGCUCUCGAUGUUGCAGCUAUCGAUGGCAGUAGGCAAUGAUGCUGCUACAGUGGGACCUCGAAGCUAUGGUCGUUGGAUCUCAUCAUUAUCACCAUUCAUUCGUGUCGUUCUAACUGAAGCUGCAAGGAAAUUUUCACGCCGCAUUUCUUCCUUGAAAUUGCCAAAAUUCCGUGCAAGGAAGGGUCCAGCAAGCCAUAAGAAUGCAGUGGAGGUCACCAAAGACGAUUCUAAGCACUCAAAUAUGCUCAAGUCCUCAACAGAGACACCGUCCAAUGAAAUUCCAGAUGAACAGAUGAUGUCAGAAGGGGCUCAAAAUCUUGAUCAAACAGUCAUGCUGAUAAGUCACCCACGAUCACUGGCCCUGGAAGACUCAGAUGAACAAGACCAGCAACAGACACGUAAUUCACAAGCACAUACAGACGUACCAUCUGGCUCCUCAGUCCAUACGGGACAGCUGACCAAGGCAAAUCAAGUCAGGAACAGUAACACAUAUGCCGCUGCAUUGCAAUCAUCCCUGCCUGCCGUACAACAAGAUACUGAUCAGACACACCAACCAGCCCAGCUGCCACAUCUUGUUCGAACUGCCUCAACUCAUCAAACGAUUGUUGCAUAUGAUAGUGUGCCUAAUGCGGAAAACAACCAGGAACAUAGCUUGGCAUACCUUAUGACCUUGAAACCGCUCAAAGAUUUGAGUGAGCAGGUUCACAUCAAUAUGGAAGGUAUCUUAGGAGCUGCUCAUGGAGGCUUUGCAACUGUCUAUAGAGGUUUUUGGGGAGAAAAAAACGUGGGUGUCAAAGUCACAAGACUGCCUAAUAGGAUCACCAAAGAAGGGCUAAUCAAAUUAAACCUCCGCGUUCUUCGAGAAAUCAAAGUCUGGGCAGCUCUUGACCAUCCCAAUAUUCUGCCAUUUUAUGGGUUCUCUAACAAGUUUGGCGAGUUUCUGUCUAUGAUAUCUAUGUGGUGCCCUCUCGGAAAUGCAGAAACGUUCCUUGGCACGGACAACUUUGAUUUAGCCAUUAGACUGAAACUGAUGCACAAUGUAGUGCGAGGACUUUGCUACCUUCACAAACUUGGCAUUGUUCAUGGGGAUCUCAAACCGCAAAAUAUCUUGAUUUGGGACGGACCAAUUGCUAUGCUUUGUGACUUUGGCCUUAUACGCUUGAUGGAUUGGGGAGGGGAGACUAGCUUGAUCACUAGCUCCCCAUAUCGAGCGACCGCAAAAUACACUGCCCCUGAGCUACGUAUCACAGAUAAAAAUCCGAAACCACGAGCCAGCUUCCCCGGGGAUAUCUAUGCGUUGGGCUGUGUUGGUCUUUACUUCGUUGAAGGCGAGGAACCCUAUGCAGACGUUCAACAGCUGGCUCACCUCCAUCAAAUGAUUGACAGUGGCCGUCAGCCGGGCGUGGUCACAUCCAGCAUGAUCGAAGACGAAUCUAUCAGAGAGUCAUUUUGGGCAUUGUUGACGGAAUGCUGGAGGUGGCCCGAGUACAAUGACCGACCUAAAGUUGAGGCUGUUGAAACGGUCAUUUGCAGCUUACGGACCUAUGUACUUCAAGGUCACACGUUCUGGCUAGUUAGCUCCUUUGUAUAUCUGCCGCAACUACCCGUUUGCCUACUGGAAACAGAACAUUUGGCGGGUACGGGUGAAGAGUGGGACUUGUCAUCCAGCGCCUCUGUCCCUGCUCUUUCCUCGCCGUCUCCGCCCAUCAUGACUGAAACCACUAUGAUACAGUCAUAUUCGCCUGCAACGACGACGUCUGCACCGCAAAAUAAUCCGUUCUUGAAUCAAUCAUCAACGAGUCCCGAGGCAGGCGUCAAUCUCGCUGGUAUCGGCCCAGGCGCUACGGCCCAGGAUGGCUUGCAAUACGGCCAACUUUCUCCGUCCAACGUACCACCCGUUGGACCGUCGAACACAGGUCCUUAUUUCCCGAGUCCGCAUCCUACGGGCCCAUCAGCCGUUUCGCCGCAUCCAUCAAGCCUCUUGCCUGGAAAUUACCAGGGGAUGCAGGGUAGCGCAAGUGGCAACGGAAGUACGAAUGGACCUGUACUAGCUGGCAUAGUCCACAAACGCGUCGGACAGUUUGACAAACCGCCACUAGCGCUUCCCCAAGGCCAAUCGCAACCGCCGAGCUUGGGUCAGCUUCAGAAUCAACAAUAUCAGCAGCAUCAGAUGCAAAUUCAACAAUCAGCUGCACCCUCUGGCACGCCAAUUCACGCAAUGAUGACCCAAAACCGUCCUCAGCAACCGACAAUGAACCAAGUUGGCAUGGGUGGCAGAGCCUAUGGUUUGCCUCCACGACCCGUUCCGCAAACUCAGUCUCCUGCACCGGUGAAUACUGGGUACUAUCAGAAUCAACAAAUGCAACAGCCGAUCAUGCAUCCCCCUAGCCGCUCGGGAUCGCUCAAUGUCGCUGGUUUCAACGCACCAAUGGUUCAUCAAGAGGUUCAGCAACAACAGGUCUCCGAGCUCAAGUUCUACAACCGAGAGGACCCGUACUACGAGUUUACCAAUUUCUCUCCCGACAAGGUGGUCUACCUUGGGAGAGAAUACCCGACUUCUGAGCACGCUUUCCAGGCUCAAAAGUUCCUCGUAAACCGCCCAGGAUUGGCAGAGCAUAUCAGGACAUUUUCGGAUCGUCCACGUGACGCAUUUGAAGAAGCACGAAGAUUCCAACCAGAAUGGAGACCGGAUUGGCAUUCGGUCAAAAUUCAGAAGAUGGACGAGAUUCUGCGCGAAAAGUUUACACAGAAUCCACGACUACGGCAGAUGCUUGUCAAUACAGGUACUUUAAAGCUCAUCGAGGAUUCGCCCUACGAUCCAUUUUGGGGAGUGGGCAGGGAUGGUAACGGCGAGAACCAACUCGGUCUCGCGUUGAUGCGAUUAAGAGCCGCUUUACAGCAGGAGGAUACAGCAGCUCAGCAAGCAAAUAGACAUGCAGAGGCUAUGCACGCCGAAGUCGGACAAGCGAUGAUGCCGACGAUGCCAUACUAA
Messenger RNA from Serendipita indica DSM 11827, 3957 nucleotides. NCBI's taxonomy places the organism in Eukaryota, Fungi, Basidiomycota, Agaricomycetes, Sebacinales, Serendipitaceae. The record is from the annotation of a GenBank genome assembly.